AUGGGCUCUGUUUACCGGGAUCGUUAUGACGACUCCCGCACAUCAGUUUCCUCGGCUCGUCGUGAUGGCGGAUACACGACUGUGAAACGGUAUAUAGUCAAGGAAGAUGACCGUGACAGCCGCUCGUCGGUGGGCCGCGCUCGGACGUUUGUCCCGGAACGAGCAGGAGAAAGAGUCGAAGAAACACGCAUUGUUCGUCGUGAGAUUGAUGAACCUGCCCGUGAAAUCCGCCGAGAGGAACCAGCCCGCAUACAGGAGCGUGAACUGGUCAUCAGGCGCGAGCGAGAUGAGUCUCCUCCUCGAGCUAGAUCCGUCGUCUACGAUGCUAGACGAGAGGAACCAGUGCAGGAAAGAGAACUCAUCAUCAGACGUACUGCUGAACGGGACGAGCCACGUCGAGACGACUUUGAAGUCGCCCGUUAUGACGAGCGGAAAGUCGUCGACACCCGAUAUCGGGAUGAUUACGAGAUGCUUUCUCCUCGUGGCUAUGACGACCGGGAUGUUCAGCGGUACAGUCGCACAACAGACUACUUUGCUCCAGCACCUCCUCCGCAGACCAUCAUCAUCCGGCAGGAGCCAAUAAUUAUCCGAGAGCGAGUGCGCGACGAUGACUAUCAGAUCGUUCGCAAGUCAGACAUUGACGACGAGCGAAGCAUGGUCCGCAGCAGAGAUCCACCACCGCGGUCGCCUCGCGGAGAGGAAGACUUCUUCUACGAGAAGAAAGUCAGGGAACGCGUUGACCAUCGACGAGACGAUGAUGACUACUACGAACGACGCAGCAGACGUCGCUCGGUGAGCCCUCACGAUUCCGUCUCUCAAAGGGGACGUGAUUAUAGCAGCGACGAUAGCAUGGUGUAUGUCCGCAAAGAGGUCCGCGAGGAAAGCGCCAGCCCCGAUCGCAAGAGGGGCCUUGCUGCUGGUGUUCUCGCCGGAGUCGGCGCAGCAGAGCUCCUCCGGAACCAUAAAAGAAAAGAAGGCCAAGACGUCUCGCAUGGCGUCGGUCGUGUCGGGCGUGACCUUGGGGCGGGCGCCCUCGGAGCCCUCGCCGCCGAGGGCAUCCAUCGGGCAAGGUCUAUGCACCGCAGUCGAAGCCGCCGCCGCCACUCGAGAUCUCGCUCUGAUUCGCGUUCUCGCCGCCACCGGAGCAGGUCUCGGUCCGAGUCGCCGUCCAAGUUGAAGACUCUUGGCGCCGUGGGCCUUGGUGCUGCUGCACUAGCCGCUGCCGCGACCAUUGCAACGAAGCGCAUGAACAAGAAGAACGGCGACGAUGAUGACAGGCGUGGUCGCUCUCACAGCCGUUCUCGAUCCCGACGUAGGGCUGAAUCAGUUUCAAGCAUUGAGAAUGACCCAGAUGCUCCUUCGGAUGAUGCGCGCAACCCGAAACAUCGCAGGAACACCAUUGCAAAGGCCGGUGCUGGUGGCGCCGUGGUCGCAGCGCUGAUAGAGCACGCAAGAAGCAAGUCACGAGCCAGAGACGGAAAGGAGCGUUCUCGGAGUCGAAUCAGGCAGGCUCUACCUGUCAUCGCGGCUGGCCUUGGCAGUGCUGCGGUCGCUGGAGUAUAUGAAAAACACAAAGCCAAGAAGGAAGCUGAGGAAAUUGUGGACAAAAACCGCCGUGCCCGCUCAAGGUCGAGAAGCAGAGCCAGGUCCGAGCACUCUGCUUACUAUGACGGACCGCCCCCACCUCAAAAUGACCAAAGUUUGGUUGAAUAUGGAAAUACACCCAUGUACGGCAACAAUUUCGGUGCAGACUAUUAUGGUAGACCCCCACCGCAAGAAGGCUAUUACUCCAGCGCAGUCGUUCCUGCUGCUGCAGGUGCUGCAGCAGGCUAUGGUGCUCAACGGGGAACGAGAAGCAGGAGCCGUAGUUUGAGCCGGGAUCGUGGUGGGAGGAGGGACCGUAGCUCCAGCUCGUCUCCAGAUCGUGGUGGACGGAGACAUUCGAGAGACGCAGCUAGGGUGACAGCGGCCGCCGCAGCCGGUGCUGCUGGAGCUAGUGAAGCCGAGAGAAGAAGACAAGAGAGGCGGGAGCGCAGAGCACGAAGACGUCAACACGAAGAAGGAUAUGGCCGUGAUCCAUACGAGGACAACAAUUACGCUCCAGGCGGUCAAUAUGCUCCAACACCACCGCCUCCGGCUCACGACCCUUACGCCACCCAGCAGGGAUUCUAUCCGCAAUCUAGCCAGUUCCCACCACCACCCGGCUCUAUCCCACAGCAAUAUCCACCACAAGCUGGGCCCGGCAUGGCACCCCCUCCACCCGGGUCCGCGCCGUACGGUCAACAAGGCUACCCACCUCCUCCCCCUCCGCCAGGUGCUCCGCCCGCGCCGGCUCAACCCUACGACGCCUAUGCUUCUGGUGCCAACCCUUACGCACCACGCGGUCCUGAAAAUGUGAGUGCUGAGCCGAGUCCUGUAUUUGGCAAUCCUUUUGCACCUACCACUCCCAUGAAUGACCAGAACCAUAUCCCAGAUGGUCUAAACCGAGCAGCUCCUGGUCCUUUCCCUGCCGCUCGGCCACCAUUCGCCAGUACCCAACCAUCUUCCAACCCUGCGCCACCCAUUCCUCCUUCAACUUCUACCUAUGAACCACCUAUUCCUGGACCGUCUCCUGCGGCCAACCUGGCCCGUCAGGAGACGUAUCCUCCACCCUUUACUCGGGGCGUCUCUCCUCCGCGUUCCCAAUCUCAACCACCCUCGACAUCCCGAAAGAGUGUCCAAUUCGCCGACAAACCCGAGUUCUCCGAUGGUGCCCCACUCGAGUCGGAGCCAUCAAGUCCUGAGCUCCGCCACCGUCGACCUAAGCAUUCACAUGCCCGCGGUUAUGAAGCAGGAGAUGACACCGACUCAACUCCAGACGAGAUGCGGCGAGGGAAUCGAGAGUCGUCAUCUCGAUCGCUGCAUCCUGAUUCCGCCGAGACAGAAAGGCGCAGACAUAGACGCCGACGCUCGCACGAGCCUCAGUCGUCCCGUGGUGGGCCGAGUUCCAGCUCCAAAGGUCCAGAACUUGAACGUGUAGCAAGUCCCGCCGACUCGGACGCAACCAUCGAGCUGCCGCCUAGGUUCGACGAGAAAGGUCGCAGAAAGACCAGCCCAGGUGACGAUCCGCUGGCAGAUCGGCUAGACGAAAUCCUUGCCGGAAAAGGUGCCGCGGGCAAGCUAUUUGGGAAUUUCCUGGAUGGGAUCUUCGGGCCAGAAGGGAGAAAGAGCAAGGGGAGAUAG
Cladophialophora yegresii CBS 114405 is the source of this 3222-nucleotide messenger RNA. RefSeq lists its product as uncharacterized. NCBI's taxonomy places the organism in Eukaryota, Fungi, Ascomycota, Eurotiomycetes, Chaetothyriales, Herpotrichiellaceae. The record is from RefSeq and is a predicted model, not a curated record. The coding region runs from base 1 to 3222 and encodes 1073 amino acids. The transcript is spliced from 3 exons.